CAACGGCGGCUCUGAGUGAGGAGCAGCUCGGAGGGUCAGACUGAACCGUGCCGUCACUGCUACACCUGGAAAAACAUCCUCUCCGCUAACCAUGAAGUUCGUGGUGGUUCUGGUCGGAGCGGGAACCCUGGCCUUCCUCGGCGCGGUCAUCUGCAUCAUCGCCAGUGUUUAUCCGCGUAAACGCGCCGCGCCUCUCGGAGAGAACGGCACAGUGACGUCGGAGACGCUGCUGCAGCCUCUGGAGCCCGGAUCCGUGGCUCACGCCGGACCGCUCGGUGCGCUCCACGGCGCGGAGUCCUACGACGGCGGCAACGGAAUCGGCAGCAUCGGGCUGGAAGUGCCGACCCUGAACGAGCUCAACCUCGGCGAGGAGACGGGAGGAGGCGCCGCCAAGCAGUUCAGCUUCAGCCGCUUAAUCUGCACACCUGUGCCGGUGGGUGAUUGUAACACGAAGGACCUGCAGCAGAAGAGAGAGCGGGAGCGGGAGCGGGAGCACGAGCAGCAGGAGGACGAGCCGCUGUACGGAGCCGGUGAUGAAGACUGGAGUUACCUCCGCUCCACCGCCGAGGAGCUCCGGCAGACCGUCCUGCAGCAGAACGACCAGAUCCUCAUGGACCAGAGGACCAUCCGGGAACUGACCGGGAAGCUGGGGGAGUGUGAGAGCGGCCUGGAGGAGGACGACAGGAACAGCCCGGAGAGAAGCAUCGGGGUCUGGAGCGGGAACCGCCGCGUAAUGGCCGGGGAUGAUGUGAGCUCUUCUUCGGCCGCGCAGCUGCAGACGGCACGGGCUGUGGAGGAGCUGGCCCGGGCCAUCAUGGACCUGAAGGACCGCAUCGAGAAGCUGGAGGCGGAAAUAGGCCCUGCAGCCUUAAACCUCACCGACACGUCAGCAGGCAGCAGCAGCAGCAGCAGCAGCAGCAGCAUCAGUCCUGUGGGAAACACCGUCAAGCCUCCCUCCUCACCCUCUGGCAGAACCUCCCCUUCACCUCCCGGUCCUGCCUCAGGGGGGCAUCGUCCUGUUUCCCCUCCGUCGUCCAACCCCAAGCACCCGUCGAAGGGGUCACCAGGUCGAGGGAAGGGCACCUGGAGGGUGGAGGACCUGGAGGGGGAGCUGGAGAGGAAGAUAAAGAUGUUGGAGAAGGAGCGUCAGGCCAUGAGGAAGGAGACGCACGGUCAGCAGGAGAAGAUCAACCAGGGGAUUGACACGGCCAACCACCGCGUCACCGAGCUGGAACAGACUCUGACAGAACCGUCUUUCCCGGACGGCUUCGUCCUGUCCUUCCCCAUGAGGACCAACUACAUGUACGGCCUGGUGAGGAAGGAGAUAACGGAGAUGUACGCCUUCACCGCCUGCGUGUGGCUGAAGGCCAAAGAAGGGGGCAUCGGGACGCCUUUCUCCUACUCCGUGCCGGGGCAGCCUAAUGAGCUGGUGCUGCUGCAGGGCGUCCACAACCCCGUGGAGCUGCUCAUCAACGACAAGGUGGCGCAGCUCCCUCUGACUCUGCCGCAGGACGAGUGGCAGCACAUCUGUGUCAGCUGGACCCUGAGGGACGGAGUGUGGAAGGCCUACCAGGGGGGGAAGAUGAAAGGGAGGGGCGAGGGCCUGGCCGCGUGGCAUCCCAUUAAACCAGGAGGGGUCCUCAUACUGGGACAGGCCCAGGACACCUUGGGUGGUCGGUUCGACGCCUCCCAGGCCCUGGUGGGGGAGCUCUCCCAGUUCAACCUGUGGGACCGGGUGCUGAAACCCGCAGAAGUGGCUGCCCUGGCCGAAUGCAGCUCCUCGGCACUCGGGAACAUCGCCCCCUGGACCGACCACGAUGUAGAUGUUUACAGCGGCGCAACCAAGGAGUCCAUGGACCCCUGUCACGGUCCACAGAGAUCCAGUCCCUCCAGCACAAAUCAGUGAGGGGCGAUGGAGAGCGUUGGCUCGCGGGUGGUGUUGUUUCGUAGCUCAGUUAAGGAGUUGUCGUAGGAUUUUAAAGGCGUACCAUAUUUGACUUUACAGUAUAUUUAUUUGCUGGCGAACGAGGCCCCUUCACGUGGACUGAAGGACCCGGGUCCUGGACUGGUUUGUGUUCUUGUGUCUCAGGCUGCGUGGGUGGAUCAACAUCUGACAUGAACAUGAGAACGAAGGGAGAUUCUGGUCAGAAAUUCAAGUCUGGCUUCGGUUUUCAGCUGAAACAGGAACAACGUGUGGAAAAACCAGGGCGUGUUGAGCUAAGAGACCUUCAAUCAUGUUAGCAUUUCUAUGUGAUUCAGUUCAGCCGACUGAGCGUCCAUCGACAGCUGACUAACGAGACGGUGUCAUGGCAACGCUGCUUCUGAAAAAAAAAAGAAAAAAAGAAAUGGAUUUUUUUGUUGAUUUUGUUGGUAACUGUGAAUGAACCUGUCGAGUAAAGUCUCUGUGUGUACUGUA
Messenger RNA from Cynoglossus semilaevis (tongue sole), 2416 nucleotides. RefSeq names its product neuronal pentraxin receptor b (gene nptxrb). The record is from RefSeq and is a predicted model, not a curated record. The transcript has 6 exons. The coding region runs from base 92 to 1906 and encodes 604 amino acids. Lineage: Eukaryota; Metazoa; Chordata; Actinopteri; Pleuronectiformes; Cynoglossidae.